UCCAGAAAUCAUCGACAUUAUGAAUCAGUGUGUAUAAAUACAGGUGGGAGUCGUAUAUGCGUCAGCAACAGGUGUCGAAUCGCGAGAAAGCGUUCUCGCCGUUCAUACUUUCAGUGUAAGAGCUCGACGAAUGGGGCCGAUGGAAAUUCUAGAGAAAUAAAAACUAGAACGUGUCCAAACACCAUAAAGCAGGGUAGACGCUAUGGAGAGGACACAGGGAGCGACGUACGUGAACGGAGACAAUCAUCUUCUCGAUUAUUGGGAGGAGUAUGAAAAAAUGAUAGAAGAAACCAAGCUGUUGGACGAUUAUCUAGAAGAGGAAUGUCCACGUAACUACGACGAUGGAGAGGAAGAGGCCGAAUGGUUACGUACAGCUGGAUUGGGACAACUGACGGAAGCGUGGAAGGCCGGGAAGGAAGUGCCAUCGGAAGAAUUGGGAGCUGCGUUGCGUCCUUUAUCGCGAGCGCAAGCGGAGGCGGUGAAACGACGCGUUAAGUCACUUAAUCAUACGGUGAAACAGCGUUUCAAUCAGCGGCAGCGUGUUCGCAAGCCCGACAUCAGGGACGUCUUUAAGGACGUGGAGGCCUCGAGCACGGGAACGAGAUCGCGCAGCGCUACGCCCGAUUCGUUGGAUUCCGUAACAGGUGCCACGCCGGAAAAUACUUCGCCUCCGCCGUCAACAGGUGCUGGCGUCAUCGACGCCCAUCAUCCAAGCGAUGUCACCGUGCCAAACUUUGUGUCGAUGUUUCAACGGACGUCGAACGAAGGCAAAGAAACGAUACGGAGAACUCCAAGCGCACCAUCGGGUACAGUGAACGCUGUGCCAGGACCACCGGCGACAUCAUUUCCCGUUCAGGAAAUCUUCCGACGUGCCGGAAACUGGUUACGGGGAGACGUCGCGAACGAUUCAGAAGGUAUCCAGCUGACUGGAUAUCACAGGCUAGGAACGAUACACGUGUCCAGAUCAACGGUACAAAGACGGAGCGGAAGCGAUCCCAAUGAAAUAGCGAACUCGACGAGCAUAACGAACGAACCCACGGAGAAAUUGCACGUUCCCAAGGAGUCGACGUUGAGAAGAAACUCGGGUAGCCACGCAACCGUGAGCCGAAGCCACAGCAGUUUAUACGGAUUAAUUCGACCGGCGGACGAGGGCUUGAUAACGCAUCCGUUGAGUCGCACGUCAUCUCACGGGCAUUUAAGCUUCGAGGAAAUGUGCAGAGCUAACGAAGUGAAGUCCCAAGUCUGGCCCGGAAAUCCCGAAUCAUUCGUAUCCGACGAUAUACAGAGGCGACUGGGCGUUGAGACGUUAUCGCAGCGAGAUCUGACCAGGUUGCAGUCGCUACUGUGGCUGGAAUUGACCGCUGUCUUCGAUAAAUACAACUUACCGUUAAAGAAACGCAACCCAAACAAACGUCGAACGAAAGCUGGAAACUUGUUCGGCGUGUCGUUGUCCACCCUGUUGCUUCGGGACAGCCAGUUGACGUCCGAGGAGAACAAUAUUCCGCUAGUGUUCCAAAAAGUUCUUACCGAAUUGACGAAACGCGGCGUAAAGGAAGAGGGCAUUCUUCGCGUCGGAGGUCACAAGCAGAAAGUCGAGUCGAUAUGCGUACAGUUGGAAACGGAUUUCUAUUGCAAACCGAGAGAGAUGGACAAGUUAUUCAAGCGCAUGCCGUGUCACGACUUGUCGGCGGUAUUGAAAAAGUUACUACGCGAUCUACCGCAACCGUUGCUCACCGUCGAGCUUAUCGACGCUUUCUACCAGAGUCACGGAGUGAAGGAUCGGCAAGAGAUGUCGCACUCGUUGAAUUUGCUGGUUCUACUGUUACCGAUAGAGCAUCGUUGUACCUUGAAAGCGCUAGUAACGUUCUUAAAACUGGUCGUCGAGAAUCAAACGGCGAACAAAAUGUCGAUCCAUAACGUGUCGAUGAUAGUCGCACCGUCCCUGUUUCCACCGCGGUACGUUCAUCCCUGCGAUCGUACCGAUCUGACCGCUCAGGUUAACAUGGCCGCCAUAUGCUGUCGGGUGACAGAGGCUCUUCUCAGCAACGCGGACAUGUUGUGGUACGUAUAA
Molecule: messenger RNA, 2071 nt
Organism: Dufourea novaeangliae
Lineage: Eukaryota; Metazoa; Arthropoda; Insecta; Hymenoptera; Halictidae
Gene: conu
Product: rho GTPase-activating protein 18
Exons: 10
Coding region: 203-2071 (622 amino acids)
Biological process (GO): regulation of actin filament polymerization; signal transduction; regulation of small GTPase mediated signal transduction
Cellular component (GO): cytoplasm
Molecular function (GO): GTPase activator activity
Source: RefSeq, a predicted model, not a curated record